AUGUCGAAAAGUGUCAGCAUACCGCAGGCACUCUCCGAGUUGCGCAAGGGUUCGACGCUUCGACGGAAAAGCACGACGAAUCGCCGAAAAAUCCCGAAUGCCAAGCUUCCAUUGACGGGUUUUGUCAUUUUCAUUGUCGGCAGGAGUGGACGAAUUUUGUUGUAUGGCACCCCAGCCGAUCGGGCUGGCAUAUCGAUCGGUGACGAGAUCAUCGGCGUGAACGAAUGGACACCGGAAAGGAAAACGAAAGAAGAAGUCAUUGAGCAUGUGCAAGAGUGUAUCCGAACCCGGGUCAUCCAGUUGCGAGUUCGGCGCAAAAUCGACGACACAAUUGAAACGGAUCUCAAAUUGGGGCUGGCCAAAGUGACGGAUGCUUUUCUCGUUUCCGUCGAGCGAAAUCAAGUGAAAAGCGUGAUGAAAACGCUGAUGAAAAAAUACCCGGAUGCUCGAGCGCUCGAUAUGGAAACAAUCGCUCAACAACAGACACAAUUCGCGAGUAUUCACAAUGGUCGAGCUCUGUCUGCCGAGUCAAUCGAACGUCGCCCCGAUUUACAAGAAAUUGAAAAAACUCGAGAAAAACAAAAGGAACACGAGUUUUUACGCUCGUCUCUCCGACAAUCGAAAAAGCUGAGAUCACUCGAGAAUAAAGCCGAUUCGAAAGGCAAUUUGGAAAUAGAGAAAACUCCAGAGAAAGGCUACAACAAUCCGAGUUUCACGGAGACGACAAUGAAAAACGAGAGGGAUUUCGCGGAGAACAACAAUGAAUCGAUUGCUCUGAAACAAGUGAUUCAUUCGGUGGAUCGUCUGGCUGAGCAUCUCGCGAAAAUGGAGGGACGAGAAGAGGAGGGAAAUUUACUCCGUCAAUAUUUCUCGAACGAGGGCGUUCGCCGAGCGAUCGAGCAGGCCACCACGCAUACACAACAACCAUCCACCUCAUCGCAAACGUCGCACAACGAAAAAGAUGGGAAACCCAUGAAAAUCGUGGUUCUGCGGAAAGAUCCCGAUUCGUAUUUGGGUGCCACCGUGCGAAAUGAAGGCGAUCGGGUGAUCGUCGGUCGAGUUGUGCGUGGAGGGAUUGUCGAGAGGACGGCCACGAUACGUGAAGGUGAUGAGCUACUCGAGAUCAACGGCUUGCCAUUAAAGGGGAAAACUGUGGCUGAAGUCUGUGAUUUAAUGCGUGUGAUGAGCGGUGAGAUUCGUUUCGUUGUGUCCCCUUGUUCAGAAACGGAUACCCCUCAACCGCCGACUUAUGUGCAACAUUUGCGAGCACUCUUUGACUAUGAUCCUGAGGACGAUGUCUAUGUGCCGUGCAAAGAGUUGGCGCUGAAAUUUCAACGAGGCGACAUUUUACACGUGAUCAACACAACCGACGAGAAUUGGUGGCAAGCGUAUCGCGAGGGCGACGAUCCAUCGCAUUCUCUAGCCGGUCUCGUCCCAAGUAGCAGUUUUCAUCAACAGGUUGUAAUGUACACGGAUGAGCUCGAGAAAGAGAAGCGCCCAAAAUGCCGAAAAGAGGCAAGAAAACGAUUGCCCGAGGUGUUAAAGGGUCUCCGCCGUCGAAAAAGCAACGAAAUGCGUUCUUCGGCUGAUGAAGAAGGAUUGGGCACUGCAUGUGGAUAUCAUAGUGAUAUGCUCACGUAUGAAGAAGUCGUUUUGCACUUGGCCCGCUCCGAGCGAAAACGACCGAUUAUUUUGUGCGGACCCGAAGGAGUUGGAUGCUUAGAAUUGAGGAAAACGCUCAUCGAAGAAGACAAAGAGAGAUUGGGUGGAGUUGUGCCGCACACCACCCGAGCGCCGAUCGUCGGUGAAAACGAUGGAGUGCAUUAUCAUUUCGUUUCCAGAACCGAAUUUCAAGAUGAUGUCAAGGCUGGUUCUUUCAUCGAAUGGGGCGAAUUCGAGAAAAAUUUGUACGGCACAUCAGUGAAAGAGGUGAAAGCGGUCAUAAAACGCGGAAACACUUGUGUGUUGACGCUGAAACCGGAAUCCUUGUCGUUGAUUCGAAACGCCGAUCUUCAACCGUUCAUCAUUUUCAUCGCCCCACCGUCACUCAUCGUGUUGCGAAGACAAAAGGAAACUGAACGAGCGAAAAUUGGUGAAUCAUCGGCUCCGGUGCGUGAUGAGCAAUUAAAAGCCACUCUAAAUCAGGGAAAAGCCAUUGAGCAGAAAUUCGGUCACUUAUUUGAUCACAUCAUCGUCAAUAUGGACUUCGAUCGCUCGUUGGCCGAGUUAAAGACAGUGAUCCGGAAAGUCGAGAACGAGCCUCAAUGGGUGCCAGCUGCUUGGCUUGCACAGCAACAACUU
Messenger RNA from Mesorhabditis belari, 2301 nucleotides. Lineage: Eukaryota; Metazoa; Nematoda; Chromadorea; Rhabditida; Rhabditidae. The record is from the annotation of a GenBank genome assembly.